Carassius auratus (goldfish) is the source of this 1123-nucleotide messenger RNA. RefSeq names its product microsomal glutathione S-transferase 3-like. Gene Ontology annotation, molecular function: glutathione peroxidase activity; glutathione transferase activity. The record is from RefSeq and is a predicted model, not a curated record. Gene Ontology annotation, cellular component: endoplasmic reticulum; nuclear envelope; membrane. The transcript has 4 exons. The coding region runs from base 159 to 581 and encodes 140 amino acids. NCBI's taxonomy places the organism in Eukaryota, Metazoa, Chordata, Actinopteri, Cypriniformes, Cyprinidae.
GAGAUGUCUGUGUUUGGGGGAGUGAAUGAACUCGUAUUUAGAAAGAAAAAAACACACUGUGCUUGAGUCGAAUGAUUGUGCAUUUAUUUCCUACAAGAACAGCCCGAACAGCUCGUGCUUGAUACAGAUAACAGAUCCUGAACUUUUCAUCUGAACAAAUGGCGAUCGAAAACCUGCUUCCAGCCAACUUUGGCUAUGCAAUUUUUACAUAUUUGUACAGUUUUGUCAUGUUGAUGUAUCUCGGGUUCCAAGUUGGAAGUGCACGGAAGAAGUAUGGAGUAAAGUAUCCCACCAUGUACAGUGAUAAGGAGCAAGUGUUCAACUGUAUCCAGAGAGCUCAUCAGAACACACUGGAGGUGUAUCCACAGUGGCUGGUGUUCCAGACUAUUGCUGCAUUGGAGUAUCCUAUUGCCGCCUCUGUGUUAGGAGUCAUCUGGGUUACGAGCAAGUUCUCUUAUGCCUGGGGUUAUUACACUGGUGAUCCUGCUAAGAGGAUGCGUGGUGUAUAUGGAUAUAUCGGGCUUUUUGGAGUCAUUCUGCUUUCCAUCUCUGUUGCUCUGAAACUGCUUGGAGUCCUUUAAGGGAAACACCACUGAGAAAAUACGGCAUAAAACCAAUUCUUGGCACUUAAUGUAGUUGUCAGUGAUUUUCACGUUUUUACUCUCUUGUUUUAAUUACAUUACUCCUUCCUGAAUAUUUUAUAUAGUAUGAACUAUUUCAUCAAAUGUAAUCCACUUGUUAGCCUUUUAUACACAUUCUUUACACAGCUUUCCUUACAUUUAAAUUAGGGUGACCACAUAGUCAUUGCAUGAUUGUGUUUAUGUUCAGAUUACCUUGGUUUAAGUACAGCUUUUGUACAGAGCACUUCAGGUAUAAAUCUGUGAAUGGGAACAUUUCAAAUACUGUGCUGAUUUGAUUAGGAUGUAUAGUCACCCUAUGUUAUUUCAUUAAAUUCAGACGAAUGAAUAAAAUGUCUGUAAGAUUCGAUCAAACCAUGUGUGAGUACUGAGUGCUUCAAACUGCAAGAAAAUAUUGUAGUCCUGCAUAAUUUAUACUCAUUUUAUUCAUUUGUGAAACCACUGUCAUUACUGUAAAAGAGAUUAAAGAUCUUGUGUGAAAGUUA